GAUCGGCACCAGCCUGUCAUCGGCCGGCGUCAAACCGACCGUCGCCUUACUCGUAUCCUUCACAAUGGCGAUCUGCAAGUACCGGAUGCACUCUGGCUGGAGCGGGGACGUUACUAGCUCAUACGAGUCAUUCACUCCAAUCCGGUACUAUGACGCUUGCGAAAUGAGAAGCAGCAUGGUCCAGCAGGCCCAACAUGAUUACGCCUACAUUGCCAUCACAGACCGACAUGUGCUACUCAUGUACGACACUUUGGACACUCUUCACGACAAGCUUCAGGAAGUCUUCAAGACGUACAACCACCCAAAGCACGGCUUGGCCGUCUACGAUGUCGAUUACGACCAGUACAACACCACAUGCGGGACCCCAGCAUUCCACAGGCUGCUGCAAAUUGUCCGUUUCAUGAACAUGUAGAAGUGCAGAUGCUCGGCAGUGUUUUUUAUCCCUGUCGCUUUAAGACAUUUUCGUUUCUACGUCAAAGGCGUGCAAAGCAUUUUCUCUUAUUCGUGAUUUUUCGGAUGGUUUCGCUACAUAAGUUACUUUUAUACGGUGGUAAAGAAGCCGCCUAUAAGGUGUAAAAACACUUUUGCGCUCAAAAGGCAGGAAGAAAGCAAAAGGGAGUUUACCGAGCAAGAUCCUCAUUGGAAGUUUUCUGCACUAGCAGAGGCAGAGGUACGUAGUAAAUGUGGCAGAGUCUGUGUGGCUUUACUUUCUUCCCAAGAGAGCGUCCUCGU
This is a messenger RNA of Rhipicephalus sanguineus (brown dog tick), 732 nucleotides long. RefSeq lists its product as uncharacterized. The record is from RefSeq and is a predicted model, not a curated record. Bases 65 to 412 code for a protein of 115 amino acids. NCBI's taxonomy places the organism in Eukaryota, Metazoa, Arthropoda, Arachnida, Ixodida, Ixodidae. The transcript has 3 exons.